AUGUUACGGUGGACAGUGCACCUGGAGGGCGGGCCCCGCAGGGUGAACCAUGCCGCUGUGGCCGUGGGGCACCGGGUAUACUCCUUCGGGGGCUACUGCUCAGGCGAAGACUAUGAGACGCUGCGCCAGAUUGAUGUGCACAUCUUCAACGCCGUGUCCUUGCGUUGGACAAAGCUGCCCCCGGUGAGGCCCGCUGCCCGCGGGCAGGCUCCCGUGGUACCCUACAUGCGGUAUGGACACUCAACCGUCCUCAUCGAUGACACGGUCUUCCUUUGGGGCGGGCGGAAUGACACCGAAGGGGCCUGCAAUGUGCUCUAUGCCUUUGACGUCAAUACUCACAAGUGGUCAACACCCCGAGUGUCAGGAACGGUUCCUGGGGCCCGGGAUGGACAUUCGGCUUGUGUCCUGGGCAAGACCAUGUACAUUUUUGGGGGCUACGAGCAGCUGGCUGACUGCUUUUCAAAUGACAUCCACAAGCUGGAUACCAGCACCAUGACGUGGACCCUGAUCUGUACAAAGGGCAACCCUGCACGCUGGAGGGACUUCCACUCGGCCACAAUGCUGGGCAGUCACAUGUAUGUCUUUGGGGGCCGGGCCGACCGUUUUGGGCCAUUCCAUUCCAACAAUGAGAUUUACUGCAACCGCAUCCGUGUCUUUGACACGAGGACUGAAGCCUGGCUGGACUGUCCACCCACCCCAGUGCUACCCGAGGGACGCCGGAGCCACUCAGCCUUUGGCUACAACGGGGAGCUGUACAUUUUUGGUGGCUAUAACGCAAGGCUGAACCGGCACUUCCAUGACCUCUGGAAGUUUAAUCCUGUGUCGUUUACCUGGAAGAAGAUUGAACCGAAGGGCAAGGGGCCAUGUCCCCGCCGGCGCCAGUGCUGCUGUAUUGUUGGUGACAAGAUUGUCCUCUUUGGGGGCACCAGUCCGUCUCCAGAGGAAGGUCUGGGGGAUGAAUUCGACCUCAUAGAUCAUUCUGACUUACACAUUUUGGACUUCAGCCCUAGUCUGAAGACUCUGUGCAAACUAGCUGUGAUUCAGUACAACCUGGACCAGUCCUGUUUGCCCCAUGACAUCAGGUGGGAGCUGAAUGCCAUGACCACCAACAGCAAUAUCAGUCGCCCCAUCGUCUCCUCCCAUGGGUAG
This is a messenger RNA of Rangifer tarandus platyrhynchus (Svalbard reindeer), 1149 nucleotides long. Lineage: Eukaryota; Metazoa; Chordata; Mammalia; Artiodactyla; Cervidae. The record is from the annotation of a GenBank genome assembly.